UCUUCCUUUCAGAGCCAGAGAGAGAACCUACAACAACAUACAGACUUGGAGAGAAGCACACAAACUGACUCCAGUGCAGCCAGGGAGCAGAGGACACAGACGUGUUGGAGAACAGAGGAGCACACAAACUGAUCUAGAUAUAGUUAAAGCAGAUAGAAGAGUUGACAUAUGGAUCAGAGAGGACUGCAGAAACUGACCUGAGUGCAGCCGGAGAGGUUGAGGUGGAUGAGCUUGUGGCAGCCGUUUCCUGUGGCCAGGAACAGCAGCUGAAUCCCACUAUAUCAGACACUGUCAACAUGCAAACCUCCACUCCCAUUUUCCAGUAAAACCUCCACCCCACCCACUGCUUCAGCUCCAGCAAUCCCCAGCGAGAGGCAGCCCCAGCUUUGCUCAGGAUGCGUGCGACCUCCCCUCUCCUCCUGGCUCUCCUAGUCCUCCUGCUGCUCCCACCACCCACCAAGCCGAGGAAGGCAGGCCAGGGCAGGCGGCUCAAAUUAGGCAGACGCCUCCCCAGACAGGACAGGGUGAGAGGUGGGGGGCGCCAGGGCAGGUCAGGAGACUCCAGGCGUCAGGUUCCUGAAUGCUCAGAGUACAGCGACUCUGGAGACCUCUUCGUGGACUGCCAAGGGAGAAAACUGUCCUCCAUCCCCACUGCCUUAUCCUGGUCACGGGCCCCAGACCACCUCCUGCUGGCCCGUAACCAUAUCCGGGCCCUCCGCGAUGGGGCCUUCUCUGGCUUCGAGGACCUGAGGAGCCUGGACCUGCAGCAGAACCAGAUCUCAGUGUUGGAGGAGGGGGCGUUCCUGGGCCUGAUCCGCCUUACCACCCUUCUGCUGCAGCACAACCGUCUGGGCACGCUCAGCGAGGAGGCUCUCAUCCCCAUGCCAGCCCUGCGCUACCUGCGUCUCCAUGACAACCCCUGGAGCUGCCGCUGCAUACUUGACAGUCUGGUUCGCACCCUGCAGGUGCCCAGUAACCGUAACCUGGGGAACCACGCCAGGUGUGCGGAGCCAGUUGGGCUGAGGGGCAGGAAGCUGAGACAGGUGGACCCAGAGCUGCUGUGUCCGGAGCUGGAGCCUCCCAACGCCCCCCCAGAUCCCCAGGGGGAGGAGCAGAGGAACUCCACAUACCCUCUGCAGCCCAGCCCCAUCAGGGGCAAGCCUGACGCCACCACCUCCUGCCAUACCUACCUGUUCCCCACACCCCGACUGGACUGCAGAAGCAGAGAUCUGGUGGAGGUUCCUGCAGACAUCCCAGGGGACAUGGUUCACAUGGACCUGUCCCAAAAUUCCCUCCGGCGCCUGAAGGCCAGAGACUUUGUGGAGGCCAGCUGCCUGAGGUCACUCAAUCUCAGCCACAACAACUUGAAGGACAUCGACACAGCCUCCCUGUCUGGCCUUCUCCACCUCCGUGAGUUGGACCUUUCUAACAACAGCCUGCACUUCUUCCACUAUGGUGUUCUAGAAGACCUCUAUUUCCUGUCCCUACUAAGGCUGGGGGGAAACCCCUGGGUCUGUGACUACAGCAUCCACUACCUGGUGUACUGGCUACGUCUGCACCCAGGGGUGACCCACUCUGGCCUGCUGUGCCACUCCCCUUCUGAGCUCAAAGGAAAGAGUGUGGAGGACUAUGUCCACUCCUACAACAGAGCCUGCAGCCAGACAGAAUACGGCCAGACGGAUCCGGAAUUGUGGAACACAUCUACGGAGCUGCAGGGGGAGCUAGAGGAGGUGGAGCCGGCACAUCUGAGAGGACCGCAGAAAUACCACAUCACCAGGUUGAAUUAAACAACCACCCCAGGAUGGAAUGACUGACAUCUUAAACACCUUUAAAUAAUUUGUCUUCCUUUUAUAGAGCAUUCAAAUUCAUUCUGUAUCAGAUGGUAAAAACUCUUAACUUUGUUCAAUAUUGUUGUUCAUGCUUUGUCCCAAAAAAUCUAAACAAGAAAUCAAGAAAUAACAAUCCAAGUAGAUAUAUUGGAGUGAGCAUGUAUGAGAAUCCAGAAUAUAAAUGUGGUGUGUAUAGACAGUAUAUCAUUUGGAAAAUAAAACAGUAUGUACAGUAGUAGGUAUAUUAGGGUGAGCUAUGUCGAGAAUACAGUAAAUACAUACACAGUGAGUAAACAACAGUAUAUAAACAGAAUAUGAGGUGACCAGCAUUCAAGACUCUAGAUAAAUGGGGCAUUAGUCUGUAGGCCUUGAUUUACUGCAAGUCUAUUCAAACGUUUCACCCAUGCGUUUAUGCCGUUUGCACUCCCAUUGUGAGUCAGUCUGAAUCCAUUUCAUAUUGAGAGAACACAGCAGAACAAUCUCUUUGCCUCCAUUCCUCUUGCUAUUUCCCACAAUUAUAUUAAGAUUUUUCCAUUACAAACUGACUAAAAAACAGACAAAACUGUCUGAAGUGUCAACAAAGCAUUUAGGAGCCCUGCUCCUUUCCCAAACAUAGUCACAGCCCUGGAAUAUUUAUUUGGCGAGAUGUUUGAUUUUUUUAAAAGCAUAGUAAUCUCUGCCAAGAAAUAAGCCUUGGUGACAGAACUACUCCGGCUCGUGUGGCGCAACUGUGUAAGGCACUGCAUCUCAGUGCUUGCGCAUCAGUACAAAAACCCUGGUUCGAUUCUAGGCUUUAUCACAACCGGCCGUGAUUGGGAGUCCCAUAGGGCGGCGCACAUUGGCUCAGCGUCGUUCGGGUCUGGCCGGUGUAUGCCGUCAUUGUAAAUAAGAAUUAAAUAAAGGUUACUUUUUUGUUGUUGUAAUUAACAAAAAUAAUAAUUGAAAAUACUCUGUAACUGCUAAAUGCCUACAGGGGUGGUCACAGACGAUACAGUCCUGUAUAUUAUUAUUAUUAUUAUUAUUAUUAUUAUUAUUAUUAUUAGUACGCAUUUAUUUUUAUAUGACCCAUUUCCUAGCAUAUCCCCUCACACUAAACAUGAACCACUGCUGAUUAGUUUCCCUGCGGUUACACCCCUGGCCCUCCAAAUCGAAAACAAAUCACAAAAAAUGUGCUUGACCAGCAGACAUUAAACAUACAGGGGAACUUGUUAUUAUGGGGUAACUUCUUUCAGAAAUUAGUCCAAUAACACUAUAAUCCAGAGGAAGAGAGAGAGAGAGUCAUUCCAUCCACAUAAACCCAAUUCAAACGAAAAGCGUUUUUUAAAGCGCGCGAAUGCUGGAAAUAGAAUGCAUGAGUGAAUGAGAGAAAAUAGGAAUUAACCCGAAACCACACCGUCAAUGGUGUCGACAUUUGCGUGCGAGAGUAGAGAGCUUCAAUUCACAUACACUGCGUAGCGUAUGCCAAUUUAAUUGUUAUGAGAAUCCAUAAUAAACAGUUGUAUUUGUUAUGUUCA
Messenger RNA from Coregonus clupeaformis (lake whitefish), 3343 nucleotides. RefSeq names its product leucine-rich repeat-containing protein 17. Gene Ontology annotation, molecular function: protein binding. The transcript is spliced from 8 exons. The coding region runs from base 396 to 1787 and encodes 463 amino acids. Gene Ontology annotation, cellular component: plasma membrane. The record is from RefSeq and is a predicted model, not a curated record. Lineage: Eukaryota; Metazoa; Chordata; Actinopteri; Salmoniformes; Salmonidae.